Messenger RNA from Branchiostoma belcheri (Belcher's lancelet), 5179 nucleotides. RefSeq lists its product as uncharacterized. Bases 80 to 5179 code for a protein of 1699 amino acids. NCBI's taxonomy places the organism in Eukaryota, Metazoa, Chordata, Leptocardii, Amphioxiformes, Branchiostomatidae. The record is from RefSeq and is a predicted model, not a curated record. Gene Ontology annotation, molecular function: protein binding. The transcript is spliced from 10 exons.
CGUAGACAGGGCGGACAUGUUUUUUUUUCUGGAGUAACCGUAUUUCUGACGUUAGUAUGAAGGUAAUACGGCUGCCAACAUGACUACACGUACCUGGGAACACUUGUUUACGUGUAAGUGGACUGUCGAAGGGCAGUUGGAUAUCACAGGGUUUCCUGAAGAUAUGCCCAUGAGUUUGCAGUUCUACUUAACCUCCAUAAGGCCAGAAAAAUGGCCACGGGCUCUGAAGUUGAUCCAGCAGGGGGAAGGGCACUGCUUCGCCAACGAAAUUGGAAUCUUGUUUCCGUUCGACUACGAGUCUUCCAGCAGCGAGGAAGACCAACCUAGCAGAGGACCGCUACCGGAAGAUGAAGUCGAAUUCUUCGCUGGGUACUUCCCAAAGGACAGAGUAAAGAAGAACGUGUUUCUUCAGAUUGUUGAAAAGUGUUUGGACGAACGCAAGAAAUCAUUUUGCCCUUUGGACCGUGAAAAUGAGUUUCUGGACUACGUACGAAGGGAAACGACACCCAAACGUGCCAUGUAUCAAGACUUACCGGAACCCGGAAGCACAGGAAUAGAACGCACCACAUCUGUGGAUAGCCUGGCAUUUCCGACGACCUCAAAACAGACCGGCAUCGUUCAUCCGUUCCUGGACACUUUGAACCUCGCCACUGACAUCCCAGAGGAGGACACAAACUUCACAAACUGGGUGACAAACCACGACACCAAGCAGCUAGCGCUUAGCUAUAGAAUGGAGACAGGAAGACUGAAAAGUUUGGAGUUAAAACACGAGAUAACUAAGCGCCAAGUGGAGAGCCAAAGACACAUAGUGCAACAUCUCCAGAAAGAAGUCACCCGUCUUACAAAGGAGCAGGAGACUGUACAGAAAGUACUUUUGGAGGACAAAGAGAAAAACAAAGAAUUAACAGAAGCCAAUGAAAGUAUGGAAGCCAUUAUCAAUGACCUUCUUGCACAAAAGACGAAACUGACAAACAAACUGGCCAUAGUAGGGCAUGAGGAACACGUGCCACACAAGAAAGCUUUAGACGAAUCUGUACCCGAGGAAACUGUACCAUCAACGCAUUGCCAAAUGGAGUCAGAAAUGUCACAUACAGCAAUGGACCUUCAUCAGCUGACAACAUCCCGUUCCACGGCUGACACACACAAGGACAUAGCAGAUGUCAAAGAAAAGGGGGAUGGAGAUCCUGCUGUGCAUGAUGGGAAAAGAUCUGCCAGCACUCAAGACCAGUCAAGGACAACAUCAGUACCUGCAGAUAGAAACAUGACAAGCUUGCCAGAGGAUCUGAGGGUUGUGGCAAUGCGUCUCACUACAGCAGCUGGCCAGGAGAGAGGUGCACUGAAAGGUGGUACAGCACACAAGGAGGGUGAAGCAUUGAUAAGUCUUGCAGACAGGCAUCUUGAGAAAGGAAAGGUCAGUAAAGAUUCAACAGAGUUUGACAAGGCUGCCGGCCUGUAUGCUGCUGCCCUGCUCCAAUGCACAGAUCCAGAUAUUGGAGAGACAACAGAGCAUCCAAUCGGCUUCACAGAGAAAGCAGACUAUGACAGUACUGCUGAGGGCAAUGUGUUAAGGGUUGCAAAGAUUUGUUUCAAAGUAGACAGGGGCAGAUCUGUCUGGGGGGGUUACGCUGUUGAGGAGGAGUACAGAAAGACAUUAGUAACAGCUAUCACAAAAGGCGACACAUUGUUGGAACAAGAGGUUCUGAAAUCUCUGGGAGAUCGGCACCUUGAAAAAGGCAAAGCAAUGCUUGAUGUAUCACAGUUGUCCAAAGCAGCUGCCUUGUACAACAAGGCACUGACUAGGUGUGAGGGGUCAGACGGGAAACAGACGCUACUUCAUCGCAUCAGGUACACAGAGAAGCUGGAGGAAUACAUCAAACAGAAGAAAAGACGAUCUGCUAUGAAGAGAAAGGAAUUCAUCACCAGACAAGUAGAGAUCAAUGAACGGCUAAGACGGAACCGAUUGCAAGAACAUCUUAGACAACUACAGAAGCCUGCUUUUGACUUAGCAGAGGAAUACUUUUCAGAUACCGACCCCACAGUGAAACAAUACCAGAGAGAUGAGAAGCCUGUACGCACGUUGGCUGAUGUAAAUAAAGAAAGAAUAAAGCAGGCAGGAGAUGGGAGAAACACAGAAGCAUUCCAUAUGACAAGGCAGUACAGUGACCACUUUAAAAAAGGUGAAUCAUCGCUCGCAAGGGCAGACCUGGACUCAGCAGAGCAGCAUUUUGCAGCUGUACUUAAGACAGUGCAUGUAAGAGAUCCCACAGCCCAGCAGUACCAGAGAGAGGUGGAGCCCCUGUGCAAGUUGGGGGAUGUCUACAGUAAACGUGGUCAGCAGACAGGAGAAGGCGGAGACUUUGUCAAAGCAGCAGCACUCUACAAUGCAGCAAUAGCCAGGUCAGAGGAUCAUGUCCUCAGUGGUAACAUAGGAGCAGGUAUUAGAGAAGUAGAGAAGUCAUUUAUCAAAUGUGUCUUAGGUGUUGGCUUAGGUUUCAAUGUGAACCAAGAUAACACAGAAAGACAUAAGAAACAGCUGAAGGAGAUGCGGGACCAGAUCAAGCUCGAGAUGGAAACCAUUGACCAGCAGCUGGAUCCCUAUGUACAUGAUGAAGAUGACCCAUGUGUCAGAGAGAUAGAGGCAAAACGAGCUCAGGCUGUCAGGCUGUUGGUUGAGAAAAUUACACAACAAAGGAAGGAGUUCAUCAGCCUGCUUGUAGAAGAAUGUUUUGGGUUAAUGGGUCCUCCUCCCUGUAAGUAUGCCCUGAUAGGUUUGGCCACAGAGCUGGUCACUCCAUACUCAGACCUGGAGUUUGCCAUCUUGGUAGAGAAAGAAAGUGAAGAAUGUGUUGCAUAUUUCCGUAACCUCACCCACUAUCUACACCUCAAGGUGGUCAACCUGGGAGAAACCAUUCUCCCAGCACUGGGAAUAAGAAGCCUGAAUGACUUCUCUUCUCAAGACCCCCUUGAUGACUGGUACUAUGACUCUAUCACACCGCAUGGGUUUGCAUUUGAUGGCUCCAUGCCAAUGGCAAGCAAGACUCCCCUUGGUAGGCAUGGAUCAAAAACCAAACCACCUAAUGAACUUAUCUGUACCCCAGAAAACAUGUGUUCAAAGUUACAAGAUGAUAUCACAUUACAUUUAAAGAAGGGAUAUCACCUUGCCACAAUCUUGAGAAACCCAUGCCUCAUAGCAGGAAACCAGAGUUUGAUCGACACAUACAUGGGUACCACAGCAAAGAUACUGCAAGCUGAUGGAAGUAAAAUGGCCCAGCAACUGACACAGGAAGCACUGAGGGAAACCAGUGAAAGCUACAAUGAUACGAGUACAAUUACAGCAAGGUUGAUUGAUGUAAAGAAAGAACUGUAUCGCUUCCCAACGGUAGCAAUAGAUUGCUUGGCUCUGUCCUCAGGCAUUGUACCUACCACAGUUUGGGAGACAAUAGAAGAAAUGGAAAAGCAACUAGUGAUCAGUUCCAACAAUGCACACCACUUGAAGGUGCUUACCAGUAUCUCAGCAGAGCUUAGGCUUAGAACCCACCUUGCAAAUGGUGGACAGAAGGAAAACCUGUCAUAUUUGGUCUCAAUCGAAUCCCUACAGAUGAUUCCUGUCCAUGAUGAAGUACCUUCAAAUGCAUUGAAUACAGUUUUCCACCUACCAAAUGAAAAGCAGCUUUUUAGGUACUAUCAAACAGCAGUUCCCCUAAAAAGUUUCUUGUAUCAACGGUCAGGAGAGAGGCCAGUUCUAACUGCAUGUGUUGAUCAUGAUUUGUAUGACAAUUCUCCAAGAGUGCAAGGAAUUAUAUACACUGAGUUAUGUAAAUACAGUCUAGCUAUCAGCUCUUAUGCUGAGGCCCUAAAGAAAGUUGAGACUAGCACUAAUGAGAAAAUGACCCUGUUAAGAAAUCUUGGGGAUGCUUGUCUCAGUGUGGGUGAUUACCCAAAGGCGAUCAGCUACAAUGAACAUGCACUGGAGAUGUACAGGAGUAUCCAUGGUGAGAGUACAGCUCACCUUGACAUUGCAAUGUCCCUCAAUGAGUUGGGGAAAGCCUGGAGUAACCUAGGUGAUCAGAGGAAAGCAAUCAGAUACUUUGAACAGGCACUUCAGAUGAAGAUGAGUAUCUAUGGUCAGACUAAAGCACAUCCUGAUAUUGCCAUGUCACUCAACAACCUGGGACAUGCGUGGUACAAUCUGGGUGACAUCAGAAAAGCAAUCAGCUACAAUGAACAGGCAAUUCAAAUGUACAAGGUAAUCUAUGGUACAAAACAUCCUGAAAUUGCAAAAUUACUCAACCAGCUGGGGCAAGCCUUGGAUCGCCUGGGUGAUUAUCAAAGAGCAAUAAGUUACCACAACGAGGCCCUACAGAUGUAUAUGAGUAUUUAUGAUCUGAAUACAGCACAUCCUCAUAUUGCAGCAGUGCUCGUUUGCAUGGGACGAGUUUGCCUCCAUUUGGGGGAUUACAGGAAAGCAAUUAGCUACUACCAGCAGUCACUGCAAAUGUACAAAAGUAUCUAUGGUCCAAAUGUAGCACAUCCUGAUAUUGCAAGACUACUCCACAAUCUGGGGCAAGCCUGGGGCUACCUUGAUCAUCACACAAAAGCAAUCAACUACCUUGAGCAGGCACUACAGAUGUACAGGAGUAUCUAUGGUCAAACUAAAGCACAUCCUGACAUUGCCACGUCACUUGAAAACCUGGGGGGAGCUUGGUAUGAUCUGGGUGACUACAGAAAAGCUAUCAGCUACAUUGAACAGUCACUAGUGAUGAGAAGAAUUAUCUAUGGUGUGAAUAAAGCACAUCCUGACAUUGCUAUGUCACUCAACAACCUGGGGUCAACCUGGCUAAGCCUUGGUGAUUACAGGAAAGCAAUCAGCUGCUAUGAACAGGCACUUCACAUGCACAUGGUCAUCUUCGGUCAUGAUGCAGAACAUCCACACAUUACCAUUUCACUCCAUAACAUGGGAAUGGCCUGGCUACGUCUUGGUGAUUACAACAAAGCAAUCACGUACUUUGAACAAACGUUACAGAUGUUAAAAAGUAUUUAUGGUCAAACUACAGCCCAUCCUGACAUUUCCAGGUUGCUCAACAAUCUGGGAAAAGCUUGGUUCCACUUGGGUGAUCACAGAAAAUCGCUCAGCUAUCAUGAAGAGGCACUUAAGUUGUAUUGGAGUACCUAUGUAUGA